CAUCGCGAUGUUUUUACCUUCCAAAUAUUGCACUGAACGGCGGUACUUAUGAUGAAUUCAAUGCAAACGAUAUUAAGAGGUGUUGUAUAGCAUGUGCUCGGGAUCACUGCUGUCUUGGCUAUACAUACAGUAAAACAAGGAAGCGAUGUUAUUUGAAAUCAUCAAUGUCUGACUCCGGAAUCAAUUAUGAAGCAAUUAGUGGUUUAAAAGCGAAUACCCACUCAGGACAGGGUUCAUUUUUGAAAAAUGUGAAAAUAGAAGGUGGUGCGACAGCGGUAGUAUUUUUUAGGAGGCCUGAAGAGUGUCAGCAGUAUUGUACAGCCUAUGGGAUAUAUUCAUGGAGUCCACCAUCUUCAGAAGAGGAACAAGAAGGACACUGUGUAUGCAUGACACGCAUUCAAUCACUUCAGUAUUCAUAUGGAUCCCGCUCUGCUAUAUUUCCACCUGUUGCAUCAAUUAAUUGA
Acanthocheilonema viteae is the source of this 464-nucleotide messenger RNA. The record is from the annotation of a GenBank genome assembly. Lineage: Eukaryota; Metazoa; Nematoda; Chromadorea; Rhabditida; Onchocercidae.